AUGAGACGGCUUUCCAUGUCAGAGCAUCAGGCGACUGAAGCGACACGGGCGGGCAUCGUGCGAUACACGGCCCUGCCUAAGAUUGAGGUCCCGGAACGCUUCGCAGGCACGCCGAGCGUGGGUAGCAGCCUGAAGAAUUACAUGAUGCAAAUUCGCAACGCGCAGUAUCGCUGGAUGAAGGAUGGGCUGGAGCCGGAAGACUUCUUCCGAGGGCUUUCGAACACGGUGACAGGAGAAGCAGAGACAGCGUAUGGCAUGGAACUAGAGCGUAUGCUGAGCGAGCCGGCGCAAGCCUCAGGAGUGACCUGGGAUGUGGUGACGCUGUUCUUUGAGACGUUGAAGCGACACUUUCCGGUGCAGACUCCAGAACGCGUAAAGGAGUUCGCGUCAUUCAAGAGGAAGUCGGGGGAAUCACUGCUGGCAACGUAUGGACGGCUGCGCGAGCUCGCGGCAGACAUGGAAUGCCGAGAUGAGUGGAGACUGGUGGCCAAAUUCCUCAACAGCCUGGAUGAGCGGGUUGCCAACGAUGUGCGAGGAAGGGUAUUCGAGCUGGGACCCUCGGCGACGCUGGAGUACGCCUACGAGCUGGCGAAGAAGCAUGAGCUGGGGCUCCGCCUGUGGGACAUGGAGAGAGGCGGCAUGCAGGCCGAAGAGCGGCGCAGAUCAGCCUGGACGGCGGUGGCGACCGGGGAGUCCUCCAGCAGGCGAGGGGGGCGAGAUGUGGAGACGCGCAAGUGUCAUCGGUGCGGGCAGGAGGGACAUCUGCAGCGGGAUUGCAGCAGGUCACCGCGCUGCGAUCACUGUCAGGAAGAAGGGCACCUACGCCGCGAAUGCCCCGAGCUCCCAACGUGCGAGAACUGCGGAAGGCGUGGACAUCGGACCGCCGAGUGUUACAGCAGAAGGCCGGGUUCGGCAGGACCAAGAAGCAAGGAAGAUUUGGAGGCACAGCUGCGGGUACUACAGGCGAGGAUCCGGGAGUUGGAGGGUACGGCACGGAAGGAGCCCGCCAUGCUGGCAAGGGAAGAAGAGGAAGAGAGCGGCGAGGCAGAAUUCGUGCUCAUGGUGCAAGCUCCGCGGCAGAGAGACGAGAUUCGACUCCGGAGCGAUGGGGCAGAGAGGCGGCAGCUGCCAGCUCCGAGAGUGCGACGAUUGCGUGGGUACGCGGCGGAGCCAGAGCAAGAGUUGCCAUAA
Closterium sp. Yama58-4 is the source of this 1191-nucleotide messenger RNA. The record is from the annotation of a GenBank genome assembly. NCBI's taxonomy places the organism in Eukaryota, Viridiplantae, Streptophyta, Zygnematophyceae, Desmidiales, Closteriaceae.